Molecule: messenger RNA, 1285 nt
Organism: Manacus vitellinus (golden-collared manakin)
Lineage: Eukaryota; Metazoa; Chordata; Aves; Passeriformes; Pipridae
Gene: C8G
Product: complement C8 gamma chain
Exons: 6
Coding region: 65-544 (159 amino acids)
Biological process (GO): complement activation
Cellular component (GO): membrane attack complex
Source: RefSeq, a predicted model, not a curated record
GGUGCUCGGGGUGAGUGGGGGCACCCUGGGCUGGUGGCUCUGUAGAUGGUGUCACCCCUGUGCCAUGCAGCUCGCAGGGAGGUGGUUCCUGGUCAGCGUGGCCUCCCGCUGCAGCCACCUGGCAGAGCACAGCCACCAGCUGGAGGCCACGACAGUGAUGGUGACCGUCCUGGACGGACAAAGCCUUGCCAUCAGCACCCUCAGGAAGCUGGAUGGGAUGUGCUGGGAAAUCAGGCAGCGGUACCUCCCUGCCCAGGCCCCUGGACGCUUCCUGCUGAAGGGCCAUGGGCACAGCAGCAAGGUGGAUGUGGUGGUAGGUGAGAUGGACCCCAGCAGCUUUGCCAUCCUCUAUUACCAGAAGGGCCGUAGCAUCUCUGUCAAGCUCUAUGGACGGACCAGCCGGGUCAGCGAUGCCGUCGCGGACAAGUUCGAAAAGCACGUGAGGGCUGUGGGUCUCAGUGAGGAUGUGACCUACUACUUCCCCACCUACGGGUUUUGCGACUCCGCAGACGAGUUUCAUGUCCUGGAUGAAACAAAGCUGUAGGUGCAGAUGGAGUUGCCGGGGUUUCCCCAGAGCUCACCCCUCACCUCAUUGAGCUGCCCAUGGCCACGCGGGUCUGAGCUGUGCUUUGCUCAUCCCCCUCUGCUGCACCUCAGCCCUGGAGCCAGCUCUGGGGCUCUCCAGUGCCUCCAGCUGUGCUGGCAGCUGCAUCCAUCCUGGUCCUGCACCCUCUCGGCUUGUGUCACCCCUGUGCUCUGUGCACCAGUGUCCUGCAGGAGCCAGCAACACCCCAAUAAACACCUCAGAGAAGAGCCUUUGUCCAGGCCAGUCACCUCUUGGUCUGCCCCCGCCAGGCCAGCGCUGCCUCCAUCCUGGGCUGCCAGUGCCCUGGAAUCACAGCAUCACGGAAUAUUCUGAGUUGGAGAUGUGCUCCCAGCUGGGGGGUCCCAAGGGGGUGUUGGAGGACGUGCAACCCCCUUCUAUACACCCCCCUCAUCCUCUCCCUGAGCCCUGUCCCAGCUAUGGGACAGCGAGGCAGGAGUUGUGGUGGUUCCUGGGAUGUGGGGCACGUGGGUCUGGCUGGCUGGGGCCGAGGGAGCACCCGGCACUGAGGGCAACAGCACCAUGCCUGGCACCAUGGGAGGCACAGACCUGGGGGGCACUGGGGACCAGCACAGCAUCUGCCUUUUUCCCCAUCAAGCUGGGAUAUCCCUCAGGGACCCCAGAGGAGGAAAUCUCAGCCCCGCAGCAUUUCUCCUUCCCAUGUCCAGGGCCUCCAGGGCA